GUCACUGUCUGGCUCGCUUUGGGAACACAUCGUUUGGAGCGGAGCGUCCGCAGUCGCAGUAGCACUCGAAGUCCGCAACCGCAUCCACAUCUCAACAUCCGCAUCCGCAGCAUUUUCGAAUCUUUUGGAUCCAUCCGCAUCUGCAGAAAUCGAAUUCAACCGAUACUACCGAUCGCGAUCGCGUCCGCGUCCGGUUAUUUCAAUAUUGUGAACCAAACAAUAUAAUCGUCGGAUGGAAAUUUUGAAACAAGAAGUCUGUUUCGAAAUCAACUCGAAAAUUUUCGUUACAAUUUUGAAAUGGCAGACCAGUGCGUACGGAAGAAAAUAUAUAAAAAAUAUUGUUAGUGCUGUGUCUCAACCAACAACAAGAAAAGGAUAUCCGGAAUGAAAAAAAAAUGCUGAAUUGUUAAUGCCAAUUGUUUAAAGUGUGCAAAAGUGCAACUCUUUCAACUUUAAUUUUACAAGUGCUUGAAACAAAAAAAGAAAGGAUCGUAAAUCUAAAAACAACAAAAAUAAACAUAAAACUAAGAUAUGAUAACCAUCCAAACUUGGGCAACUGUUUGCUGAGAUUGCUUCAUUCAAUGAAUCCGAGUUAUAUCGAGGAAGAAUCUGACAUGACACGAAAGUCAUUGACGGUGAUAAGAUGCAUUAUCAGCGGGGAAGACGAAGAUGAAGAUCCACAGCAGUUAAAAUUAAAAUGUGUAAAACAAGUCUACGAUAUGAUAACCUAAUUUCCUGCCAGGAAAGGGGCUAAAAAAUAAAAAAAAAUAAAAAUACGAAAUCGUGCACAGAGAGACUGUUUAAGUCAAAACAAGAAACGUAAACCGAUCGAAACGAAAGUAAAAGAUUUUUAAACUGGGCGUUCAUGUGUCUCAACGAUAUUGAAGGGCGUGGCUUACGCCCAGUGAACUGACAAACAAUCUAUAAACAACACAGUGCGGGAAAAGCAGAAACAUCUGCCAGGGGCUACAAAAAUUACAAACAUUCGGAGUACGUCUCGUAGCCCUUGUGAACCUCGAAGUGGUGAUUUUUGAUGCGAAGAAACCUGCGCCUGGACUGGAGGGCCCUGGCGCUGCUGGGCGCCCUCCUUGCGUAUAUUAUCCCUUGGCCGGGACUGGGCCAGGUUGGAGCCAUGCCCGCGCUAAUAGGGAAUCCCAUACCGGACAUGUCCAAUGCGAACAAUAGCAAUCUGCUUAGUAAUAGUUAUCUACAAAGUGAUCAUAGUCGUAGUAGUUUAGUGCCGAGCGUAGUGAGUGAACGUAAUAGUGUAAAUCCACCCGAAAAUCAAAGUAUUAUUGCUGAAUUUAAUCCGAGCUUAACCAUCCAAUCAACUGCCAUAGAAACAUCCACAGAAAUCACACCCCAAUCCAAUACCAAUCAGCUGGAGGAGCCGAUGGGCUUUAUCAUUUCCGCGGUGCCGAGCGCUCACCUGGCUGUCCUGUCGCGUACCGAGCGCAGCAUUCGUCACCAGGAGCAUCAUCAGCAUCAGCAACAGCAGCAGCAAAAGCAGCCGAAGCACCCGCACCAUCAACAGCACCAGUCCUCACCGGCUGGCAAUAAUUUCAUUGGUUCGAAAUCGAAAAGACUGAGCAACUCUAGAAGUAAUCUACAAAUAAAUAGCAGUAGCAACAAUACACCCAUCAGCAAUCUGGACCGCAACGAGCGCUCCACCGUAGCCCAGUCCCAUUUGGACUGGAACUCCCGCAAGAUCCAGUUGUUCGUCAACAAGCACAUCCUCCAGCUGAUGCGGAAUGGAACCGUGACUGGAACCUUGGAUGAGAAUAAUGAAUUCACGAUUCUUCAGCGCUCCACCGUGGAUGUGGGUCGCAUCAAGCUCCAGAGUGUGGCAACCUGCCUGUAUCUGUGCAUGGACGCGUGUGGCAUAGCCUAUGGUUCGAAAGACUUCACGGACGACUGUGUCUUCAACGAGAACAUGGGUCUGCAGAACUACAACACCUACACCUCCACUUACAACUCGAAUUCGCUGCGCGUUUACUAUUUGGCGCUGAACAAUCAGGGCGGACUCCGUCGGACACAGAUACCGCCCGGAAGGGCCCUGCAAAAGAUGAGCAUAUACACCAAUGUGAUCACGGAGACGGUGGCCCAGGAGCGGGUCGAGCAGCUGAUUGCCAAGAACUUCGGGGCGAAUCGCGUCAAGCACGGCGUGCGCCAACUCUGUGAUACGGGCAAGCCGCUGAUCGAGCUGAUCGAUGCAGACAGUUUCAAGACGCCGCACACUUGUAACCCCAAGAGUGGCAGCGGCAGUGGCAAGGGCGGCAGCAAUAGCAGAAGCAGUAGCAAAAUCGGCAGCAGUAGUAGCAGAAGUAGUAGUAGUCUCACUAGCAGUAGAAACGUUCCUGUGCCUGCGCUCAGACCCGGCAGCCUGAUUAGUAUUAGUAACAGUAGUCAAAGCGUGAGCGGCCAUAUUAGCAGUAGCAUUAGCAGUAGCACCACCAAUAGCAGUAACUCCAGUAGCCCCACUGGCCACCACAAAAACAGGGGCAACAAGAACAAAAAGAGGCGACUUUGCAAGCCCAAUGAGAACGAGGAGCAGCACCAUUGCCGCAAACUGGGUCCCAUGGCCCAGAAGUGCAGGGAGCUGCGCAAAAAGGCGGCAGCUGAGGGCGCCCCACCGCCCAACUGUGGCAAGAAAAAUGGUGCUAGAAAAAUUCAGGGAGCCGACUUGGCCGAGGCCAAGGGUGUCCAGCAGCAGCGGCCCAAGCAGUUGGGAGGAGGCGGUAAAAGGAAGGCGCAGGGAAAGGCGGGGAAGCAGCGCCAGGGCGGUCCAAAAAAGCACCAGCAGCCAAAUCCCCAGCAAGGUCAUCAUGGAAGCAAGAGCUCCAAGCGGAGGCAACGCAAAAUGGAGCAGAGCAGCACCACCUCCACCACCAUGGCCAGUAGCUUGGCCACUCCGGAAAGCCGCUGGGAGAGCAGUUCUCCCCUUCCUGCCCUGAGCCUGAGCGAGACCAGCGAUCGGGUGGAGCGCAAUGUGCGCAUGAGCAGCAGUGAGGAGGAUCCAGAUCAGGAUCAAGAUCAAGACCAGGAUACCGGCGACGUGGAUGAGGAGGCCGAAUCCCUGGAGGAUGCCAGCUACGAGGAUGUCAGCUCCGAGGCCCAAGGACGCAGUGGUGCGGCUGGCGACGAUUCGCUCUACGAUUUGUGAGUUUCCCACAAAAAAAAUUAAAUUAAAACUUAACAUACCUAAGCUAACUCUCCAUUUCUCACCAAACUUUGAUAAAAUUAAAUCGACUUUUUCUACAUUUUAUCUAAAUUAUUAAAGCAACAAUAUUUUUUAUUAACUUGUUACCUAUUGGCAAUAACGUUUCUUAGUUUUACGGUUUGGAAGUUUAAUACAUUUCUAAAUUUAAUUUUUAUUAUUUUGGCUUUAACUGAAACAUUGAUCUUCUUUAAACAUUUUCUAAAUUUACUUAGAAUUGGCACAUUUGUACUUUUUGGUUUAUUUUUUGUUUGGUUAUUUAUAAUUUGCGUUAUGGAGAAUUUUUCAAAAUUACCUUUAAGUAGUUCUAGAAAUUUGUUCAAUUCAUCUUAGCCAAAACGUACAAUGUGUAGAAAAUACAUUUUAAUUCAGUGGAAAAGAGAAAGAUCGGAGAAAAAAAUAAGAAACGCUGUAAAAAUGUGGCUUGAGUAUGCAAAAGAUAUUGUAAUUGCAAGUUUCGAAAUUGUACAUCCACAACACGAUCAGACACACACCAAAACAGUCAAACCUCAUUACACUGCACAUCCAGCACAACAUCACAUCUCUGUCAGAGUGUACAUAAUGAUAUACCAUCCUAUCCCAAACCCAAGACUGUGGUUCAAUAAAGUAUUUUUGAUACAGCGGACUGUUGUUCCCCCGGCGAAUCCAUCCCCUCAAAACCCGAUGAAUAUCAAAUGUAUUACGACGGAGUCUCGAGUAUUUUAUAAGAACCUCUCAAGCGAACCCCCCUAUGGAGUGUAGUCAGCAUCAAAAUGUAUAUUAUUAUAUAUAACACGCUCAUCAAAUCAAAUAUUUAUGAUUAUGUAAAAUCAAAGCCAUAACCUUACGCAACACGAAUGAUCUAAAAAAGAGUCUACUGAAAUACUUGAGUCUCUGUGGCGGAACUUUCACGUUCGAUUGACGAUGAAAAUACUCAAAAAUACACGACCACACCAUACGAAAAACCAGAUGAAAACUUGCAAAGGGCUAUCCCCAAAUUGUAAACGAAGCGAAGUCGAAUCCAUUUGUACAUAGAUACACGGUUUAGUCGUAAGAUACAUUUUUGUCUCUGCAUUGUCGAACCUCGCUGCCUCUCAGUGCGUAGUCUAAGCUCUGUAUAUCAAUAUUAAAUUGAGGCAAUCCUUAAGAUCCUUUGUUGACGAAUCAAUAAAGUCAGCGACAAAGCGAAAUAAAAUAAAAAUUAGAAAUACAUAAAAAAAAGAAUAAACAAUGCAAACACACAAAUCACAAGAUUGUAUUUUAAUUUACAUUUACUUAAUAAACUAACAAGUAAUCUUAAUUUAUUUUAACUACAAGAGACGAGCGUGAAAUUAUAGUUUGUAACUUGUAUAAUUGAGUUAUUUAUUUAUUUGAAAAUAUUUAUUAUAAACUAGGAUUAAGCUGAUAGGCCCUAGACUAACAAAAUUCUGUUAUAACUUAAUGCAUAAAUCAAACAAUUUCCAGAUAUGUGAGUAAAUGAUAAAUAAGAAGAGCAUGAUAAAAAGCGAAAGCUACUAAACUAAAAAAUAAAAUUAAAAAUAUAUUAAUAUCAAAUCAAAGUUCUUUAGUUUAUAUGGUAAGAGGAGUAGAUCCUGAUGAAAGUUUACUGGGAUUGUUCGCAUGGGA
This is a messenger RNA of Drosophila bipectinata, 4822 nucleotides long. The record is from RefSeq and is a predicted model, not a curated record. Lineage: Eukaryota; Metazoa; Arthropoda; Insecta; Diptera; Drosophilidae.